Molecule: messenger RNA, 903 nt
Organism: Phytophthora sojae
Lineage: Eukaryota; Oomycota; Peronosporomycetes; Peronosporales; Peronosporaceae
Exons: 5
Coding region: 1-903 (300 amino acids)
Source: RefSeq, a predicted model, not a curated record
AUGGGCUUGAUCUUUCAGGUUUUGUACUUGCGUGCGUCGGACCCCAUCCAAACGUACCUUUGGGGCGCCUUGGCGGGAGACUUCGCUGGGGUCGUCUCUGCUGAUGACGUGGCUGGUGCUUUGGCGGGAGACUUCGCAGGCGCCUUUGUGAGCGACUUUGCUGGUGACGCGGACGACUGGGACGGCGACUUGGCGGGCACCGUGGUGGUCGGCUUCGUCGGCGACUUGGAUGGGGGCUUUGGGGAGGUCUCGAGAUUGGGUUUAGAGGUGGAGGUGCCGAUUGGCGUGCCGGCGAGUCGGACUCCACCGCGGUCGCCGCUGCCGCUCCCGUGGGUGUCUGCGCUUCGCCCUUACGUGACCCUGGUCAAGCAGGUGAAGCGCAGCGCAAGCGUCAUCACCAGGGCCCCAGGGUGUUCUACGCUCAACAUCCGGCUCACCCCUGCAAAAAUGGCCACUACGCACCUGCGCGCGUCGCCCACGUUACCCUUCACCUCCAAGACACCUGCCGUUCAGGUCACGAGUCCGCAUGGCGCUGACCCGAGCCUGGGUGUCAAGAUGGCCUGCGUUGGUGCGUACAUGCACGAGGCGUACCUCAAGGUACUGCUGGUCUUGGUCGUCAAGAUGCCCAACGAAAGCAGGGUGCCCAUAUCGCUCGGCCACCAGAAGAUCAAGCGCGAGUUCAUCCAGCUGAGCUACGCCAUUUACGUAAUGCAAGGCACGUCUGAGCCUCUGGCCGCGCUGGGCAUCGAGACCGCCACGCUGUCCAAUCUGUCGGUUCUAAAGAGCGACUUACCAAGCGUGCUUGACUACGUCUCCAAGAAGCACACCAGUGGCUACGAGAUCGACGUCUCACUCGUCAACAAUACUAAGUGCACGCUUAUGUUCGUGCUGGUUACGGAGUAG